Molecule: messenger RNA, 3966 nt
Organism: Oncorhynchus gorbuscha (pink salmon)
Lineage: Eukaryota; Metazoa; Chordata; Actinopteri; Salmoniformes; Salmonidae
Product: sorting nexin-19-like
Exons: 15
Coding region: 868-3777 (969 amino acids)
Cellular component (GO): early endosome membrane; intracellular membrane-bounded organelle
Molecular function (GO): phosphatidylinositol binding
Source: RefSeq, a predicted model, not a curated record
ACAGAAGCCAGCCUAGGCUACUUAGUUUCCUAAUAGGCUGCACUAAUAUCAAACGAGGAAAAUUUGUAAUAUUUUACGGAUACAGCUGUUUCUCGUGCCGCGUUUACGUGCUAGUCAGAACUAGGAAACUCAUUUCCGACUCGCUGAACUGGGCAAAACUAAACAGUUAGCGAGUCGGACAUUUCAGAGUUUCCUAGUUCCGGUAAGCACGUGAAGGCGGUAUCAGUCAAUGAACAAACGUGUGUUCAGACUGUCUUGUCAAGCUUCUCCGCCUGAUGACCAAUGGACAGGACAUCUACUUCAUGGGUCAUCAUGACGAAGUGCCGGGAGAUAUGCGCGUUAGCCUGCUAGUCGGAACUAGGAAACUCGGAAAUGUCCGAUUAGUUAGCUAAUCGUUUAUGACUACAACCGGUUAGUACAUUGGACAUUUCAAAGUUUCCUAGUUAUGACUGGCACGUGAACGCGGCAUUAGCCGGGCGCAGUCAUACAGUGUGUGUAUAUAUCUGGUUAGGUGCACCUUCACCUCAGUAGGUGGCGGUACUUACUGUAAACGUCAUGGACACCUGUUUCAGAGAAUAGAGCAAGAUGGCUCCAUGGGAACCAGGAAGUAAAUAAAUGUCAUUGAAGAGAUUGAAGCAAAGAGACUCAAUAGAGCCUCGAGAAGAUCAAUUAUGAUCAUUUCAAAUCGUUUGCGAUACUGAAGACAACAUGAUCCUGAGAGUGUUUUUCCCACCACCAGUGUAACGAGUUGGAAAGAAGACUGCCCGCCCAAGCAUUGAUGAGGCCCGAAAGUCAUAAUGAAGCGUAGAGGUAUCUAAAAACAACUGGAGCCUUGCCACCACCUAUUGCUUGAAGUGUGCAUUUUGAAUGAUUUGUUUUCAACCCAGGUCUGUCUCAGCACUGAGGGGAAUGCCUCCACCAGAGGGUUCUGGUCCUAAUCCUAACCACUGGGCCCUCUCAGAGUUACUGGGCCAGAGGAGGCUUGUGGUGUUGGGGGUGCUAGUAGCAUGGAUGGUCCUCUUCCACCUCCUGGUGAACGUGUGGCUCCUCUGUCUCUUCACCAGCCUGCUGGUGGUCCUGGGUGGCUGGCUGGGGUCCCGUGCUGCCCUGGAUGCCAACAGCCUGCUACACCUGGAGCACUUCGUCCCCCUGGGUAGAUCACAGCCGGCCCUCCACUCGCCUGAGAGCGAAUGGAGGCUGGACCACGAGAUCCAAAGCGCUGUGCAUAAAGCCAUCCGAGACUUUGUGUCGUCCUGGUACCACACCAUGCUGACCGAGGAGGAGGGGCUGGGGGAGUUUGAGCACAUUAUGCGGGACGCCAUGUUGGAUUCAGUGAUGGAGCUGAAGGAGAGGGCUCGGUGCGUGGACAGGAGAGCGCUGGUCCAGAGGACCUUGGAGCUGUGUGGCUGCCACUUGCAGAGCUACAUGACAGCCAGGGAGAUGAUGAAGCAGGCAGAGGCACGGCUGGGGAUGCAGGACAGAGACAGCUCCAGCACCCCCAGCCUGUGGGAGCUCUAUAGCCAGGCAGAUGCCCCCCACCCAGCCCUGGCUAGUCCAGCCACGGAGCUCAGCUAUUCCCGGGCCGUAGUGGACCUCCUAAUGCAAGUCCUGGUCCCGUUCCCUCACCUGGAGACCAGGACAGGGAGAUACAUGGUGGGGGAGUUGAUCACCUGUAACGUCCUCCUCCCACUGGUCAGUAGGGUGUCCGAUCCUGACUGGCUCAACCUUACCAUUGUGGACUUGUUCACCAAAGCCAAAGAAUCACCGGAUGAGUCCCUCGAUGAGCUCCCUGAUACUCCAGUCCAGCUGCACAGGAGUCAGACCCAGCAGGAGCUCUGGACCCAGACCCGUUCUACCUCCUGGCUCCAGACUCCGAGAGACCAGAACGAGUCCAGCAACAGCCCCACUCCUCCCAAGCCAGCCACUCCAGACUCCCUGGAAUCCAUGGAGUCCUACCAUACGGCAGUGCCAGAUCUAAAGGAGGAAACACGGCAGUACUGCGGGGCGAUCCUACCAAUGCCGUGCAUUGGUUCAUCGAUCAAAAUAAACAGUUGUCAUGUGUCUAUGGAUCUGCUGAGGUCCUGCAGCGGUGGCAGCCGCCUGUAUCAGGUUGUGGACUCGGACCUGGAGUCCCCAUCGACAGAAUCCAAACAGCUCUCUGUGGAGUCCCUAGACCAGAUGGACUCCGAGGAGGACCAGACAGACAGCUUCUGUGACUGUACCUCCCCUACCAACUUCUGCAGUGUGUUUGAAGAUGAGCCACCUGGAUGCUUCGGCAACUUGAAGGUCCUGGGACCCAAGGUGUCCGAGCAGCCCCACUGGCCAGCGGGCAUGGCGGAGGAGUUGCCCCCAGGCUGCCCUGUCCCUCCGGGGAGACUGUGUCUGACCCCCUUCAGCUUCGAACCCCUCAGCAGCCCAGAUGGACCCGUCCUUAUCCAGAACCUGAGAAUCACUGGUGCUGUAACAGCCAAAGAGCACCGCAGCACCGGCUCACACCCCUAUACCCUAUACACCGUAAAGUAUGAGACAGUGGUUGACUCGGAGAGCCUAGGUACUCUACAACCUGUAGCCUAUCACACUGUGAACCGGCGCUACAGCGAGUUCCUCCACCUGCAGACGCGCCUGGAGGAGAAGCCUGACCUCAGGAAGAUGAUUAAGAAUGUCAAGGGACCCAAGAAGAUUUUCCCUGAUCUUCCGUUUGGGAACCCAGAUAUCGACAAGGUGGAAGUUCGAAAAGGACAGCUGGAUACCUUUCUUAAACAACUGUGUACCAUCCCUGAGACGGCCAACAGCGACGAGAUGCAGGAGUUCCUGGCUCUUCACACAGACGCCAGCACAGCCUUCGAGAAGAAACCAUUUGUUAUGUCCAGGAUUGAUAAGAUGAUGGCGAAUGCUGUAGACACUCUGAAGACAGCAUUCCCUCGUGCUGAGGACGACCUGGAUGGAGAGCCUGCUGAUGCGAGGAAUGCCCCAGAAGGAAGGAAGAGGUCUGUCCGGCUGAGGUUCUCCAGUAAAGUCGCCCCUACUCUCAAUAUACCUGAAAUCCAGCCCAGAGUCAUAUACUGCUUCAAUGAAGGGAGCACUGUGUUCCAUGGCCUGUCCCUGUCUGGUCUGGAGGGCUUUAUAAAGGACCAGGAGGCUCUGCUCUAUGCUCCCCAGGAGAAGGAGGCUGACGGGAGGAGGUUCAGCGUGCUACCUGGCAAAGACAGGAAGGGAGGUGGGGGUCGGGAGAGAAAACUACGGGGGACAGACACGGCCGUGGCAGACGUAGCUCUGAACAUCCUGUGUCUGCUGAUGAAGGACCAGUGGAGCUGGCUCUGCACUGAGAACAUACAGAAGACCAUCAGACUGCUGUUUGGCACCUUCAUUGAGAGGUGGCUGGAUGUGGGCAUGGCCCACCUGACCAGUGCUCCCUGCUGGGUGAUCUACCUCCAGGUGAUGCAGGAGGCAGUGUGGCCCGGGGGUGUCCUCCCUGAUGGGCCCCGUCCUGACCGCAGCCUCAUCCAGAGAGAAGAGACCAGGCAGCAGUGUUUGCACUGCCUUACACAACUACUACCAGACCUGAUUGCUGACAUGCUGGGUUCUGAGAAGUACAGAGUGAGCUGGGAUAUGGCACUGGCGUCUCUGCAGGACCCUAACAUCAACCGGCACCUGAUCUACUGUAUCUGUGACCUGCUGUUGGAGUUCCUGAUUCCAGAGUCUUCAGAGGAGGGCUUUCAGAGAUCUCUACUACACAGUCUCUUUGGGGACGAAGAGAGGCUUUCUGCUUCAGCUUGACGACACACCAACACACCGCCCCUCUCUCUGCUCACCUGUCACUACCCCUAUCUAUUACCCUCUACCCCCUCCCAUCCUGGCUGGCUCAUCAGUAUGGUAACCGUGGUCCUGCUGGGUUAAUCAGAAUGGGACCAGAGAUUUACUGGAGCUUCUCAUGAGGUCAGAGAAGAAAGGUGAGGAGAGCGGAGG